This is a messenger RNA of Capsella rubella, 1893 nucleotides long. Its product is annotated as cold-responsive protein kinase 1. NCBI's taxonomy places the organism in Eukaryota, Viridiplantae, Streptophyta, Magnoliopsida, Brassicales, Brassicaceae. Gene Ontology annotation, biological process: protein phosphorylation. Gene Ontology annotation, molecular function: ATP binding; protein kinase activity. The transcript is spliced from 7 exons. The record is from RefSeq and is a predicted model, not a curated record. The coding region runs from base 413 to 1585 and encodes 390 amino acids.
AAACACUUUAAAUCCGAAGAAGAUCAAGAACCAAUACACAGAAAAAAAAAGAAAAAAAGAAAAGAAAGAAGAGUAGAUUUUGGUCGUCGGAGCAACGUAUUCAGUGCUGACGUGUGAUUACGUCUGGGGGGGGCAUUGACUUUUACCCGCCACCAUUACAAGACCGUCUUCCUUAUUAUUCAUUCGUCUUAGUCUUCCAUUUCAACAAAUCCUUAAUCUGAUCUACACACACGGCGAGCCUCAGAUAUAGAGAGAGAGAGAGAGACAAUGACUCUCUUCAUCGCGUAAAAGACACAGCCUUUUUAUACCAACUCUAGCCAAGUAGCAACUUUCCAACCUACGAUUUCUGAAUCUUUUACUCUCUCUCUCUCUGUUACAAAUUUAGGAAUUUUCUCAGGUCUGUCUUACAUCGAUGGGUUGCCUCUGGUUCUCAUGUCGGACUAAAGAAGCUGCAGAAGUUGAUGGAGAAAUAGCAGCGAUUGACAACGUGAAGAUAUACAAAUAUAGAGAGAUACGUCAGGCCACAGAUGAUUUCAGUGCUGGAAAUAAAAUUGGAGAAGGAGGUUUUGGUUCUGUGUACAAGGGACGUCUUAAAGAUGGAAAGCUCGCUGCUAUCAAAGUCCUCUCGGCUGAGUCAAAACAAGGUGUCAAAGAAUUCUUGACUGAGAUCAAUGUGAUAUCAAAAAUACAGCAUGAGAAUUUGGUUGAGUUGUAUGGAUGUUGCGUGGAGGGGAAUCACAGGAUUCUUGUUUACAAUUUCCUUGAGAACAAUAGUCUUGAUAAGACGCUUCUAGCUGGCGGCUACACUCGGAGUGGAAUACAGUUCGACUGGAGUAGCCGGGCCAAUAUUUGCGUGGGUGUUGCUAAAGGUCUUGCCUUUCUUCAUGAAGAAGUACGGCCACACAUAAUUCAUAGAGAUAUCAAAGCAAGCAACAUUCUACUCGACAAAUAUCUGUCUCCCAAGAUCUCUGAUUUUGGACUUGCUAGGCUUAUGCCACCUAACAUGACUCAUGUCAGCACUCGUGUCGCUGGUACAAUUGGUUAUUUAGCACCAGAGUAUGCAGUUAGGGGACAGUUGACGCGUAAAGCGGAUAUAUACAGCUUUGGAGUCCUUCUGAUGGAGAUAGUCAGUGGAAGAAGUAACAAAAACACCCGAUUACCCACAGAAUAUCAAUAUCUUCUGGAAAGAGCUUGGGAGCUUUAUGAGAGGAAUGAGCUCGUGGAUCUGGUUGAUUCAGGUCUAAAUGGAAUCUUCGACGCAGAGGAAGCUUGUAGGUACCUAAAAAUAGGUCUUUUGUGCACACAAGACAGUCCUAAGCUAAGACCAAGUAUGUCGACAGUUGUGAAGUAUCUAACAGGGGAGAAAGAUAUAGGCUACAGGAAAAUAUCCAGACCAGGUCUGAUAUCUGAUUUCAUGGAUUUGAAAGUGAGAGGACCGGUGGCAACAAAGCCAGAGGAAGUGAACAGACACAGCUACACAAACCCUUCUUCGUCUUCUAAUGCCUCGUCUAGAGAUCACUCAAAUACUUACUCAUCAGGUGCUUCAUCAGCUAAUGCUGGUAAUACAUUCAGCAGUACUAUCUGAAAGAAAAAACAAUAAAUCCUUUUUUCUAAGUUAUCUUUGUUUUCUGUUUUUGAGAUGUAAAUGGGAAAAAGAGUUUGAUGUUUCUGCAUCUCUCUUCUUUUUCUUUGGUUUCAAACAGAGGUUUUCUGUUAGAUUUUUGAGCUGAAAACGACUGCAGAAAAGGCGGUCUCUGGCUCGCUUUUGUUUCAAGUCGUCUUCAGCUGCAAACAGAGAUUUGAGUGUAUGUAUGUUUUGUAUAUAUCCAUAUACAUUAGAUUGAAGUUGUAUCGGUUUCUCUGUUUUUAAUGAGCCCUUUGAAUGAGCUUAAA